This is a messenger RNA of Bactrocera neohumeralis, 1440 nucleotides long. RefSeq names its product tigger transposable element-derived protein 1-like. NCBI's taxonomy places the organism in Eukaryota, Metazoa, Arthropoda, Insecta, Diptera, Tephritidae. The transcript has 2 exons. The coding region runs from base 1 to 1440 and encodes 479 amino acids. Gene Ontology annotation, molecular function: DNA binding. Gene Ontology annotation, cellular component: nucleus. The record is from RefSeq and is a predicted model, not a curated record.
AUGACCGCUGUGAAAGACUCUCAAUCUUUGAAUUCAAGUAUCAUCCGUAAGCGUCACGGUAUUAUCGCACAGAUGGAAACAUUGCUACAGUCAUGGCGUGAUAAUCAAGUAAGAGUGAAAAAUUGUCCUGUUGAUCAAAAUACAGUGUGCUUUCAAGCAAAGCAGAUUUUUGAAAAACUAAAAGAAGAAGCUGGGGAGGCGGCUGAAAAUGAAGUGUUUAAAGCUAGUAACGGCUGGUUCAGCCGAUUUAAGAGUCGUUGUAAUUGGCAUAGCAUCGCAGAGAGUGGAGAAGCGGCAAGCGCUGAUAAAGAAACUGCAUCUCUCUAUCCAGAAAAACUCAAAACAAUGAUAGAUGAAGGUGGCUACACUAGUCAAACUAUUUUCAACGUAGAUGAAACAGGUUUUAAAGCCGCCAAGGAUCGAUUAACAGUGAUGGUUGGUGCGAAUGCAGCUGGAGAUUGUAAAUUAAAACCUCUCUUAGUUUAUCGCUCAGAAAAUCCAAGAGCCUUAAAAAAUAAAUCUAAAGCUGGUUUGCCUGUCAUUUGGAAGUCUAAUGCAAAAGCUUGGGUGACAGCUUCUCUUUUUGAAGACUGGUUUGGCCAUCAUUUUAUUCCUGAAGUCGAACGUUACUGCCGAUUAAAAGAAAUCCCAUUUAAAGUGAUGCUACUAAUUGACAAUGCGCCAGGUCAUCCUCCCGCAACUCUAAUUAAUUUCGAUCCACGUGUGGAAGUUGUAUUUUUGCCACCAAACACUACCAGCUUGCUUCAACCAAUGGACCAGGGAGUCAUUAAAACAUUUAAAGCUUACUACACAAGGCGGUCAUUUGCACAUCUACAUGAAGCUAUGAGACAAAACAAUGAGCUUUCUGUUAAAGACUUUUGGAAGCAAUUCAAUGUUUUAGAUGCUGUAAGAAUUAUUGGACAAUCUUGGAAUGAGGUUUCACAAAAAACUCUCAAUGGUGUCUGGAAAAAACUGUGUCCAUUUUUUUUCACCUCUGAAACCCAAGGAGAAACCAUUUCAGAUCCUGAACAAAUCGAUAGCAUAAUAGAAGAAGUGGUCGAUAUCGCCAAGCAAUUAAAUUUAGAGGUCGAUAAUGAUGACGUUCAAGAAUUGCUAGAUUCACACAAUCAAGAGCUAACAAUUGACGAGGUUAUAGAAAUGCGUAAGUAUGAGCAAGAUAUUGACCAAACUGAUUCGCUAGACCCAGUUGAAUCGGUAAAUCAAAUGACAAUUGCAAACUUAACAGAAGGGCUCAAUUCAAUUGAAAAGGGGUUACAAAUUUUAGAAAAAAUUGAUUCUAAUGAAGAACGCAUUUCUACUACAAAACGAGGGAUAAAAAAAUUACUGGUAUGCUACGAGGAAAUUUUACGUGAAAAGAAGAAAAAUUUAACUCGUCAGGCAACACUGUUAGAAUAUAUGAAGCCUUCGACAUCAAAAUAA